Molecule: messenger RNA, 2167 nt
Organism: Eufriesea mexicana
Lineage: Eukaryota; Metazoa; Arthropoda; Insecta; Hymenoptera; Apidae
Product: ornithine decarboxylase
Exons: 10
Coding region: 702-2111 (469 amino acids)
Cellular component (GO): cytoplasm
Molecular function (GO): ornithine decarboxylase activity
Source: RefSeq, a predicted model, not a curated record
AGUUAAUCGACUAGCGCGUUGAUGUUCUCUCGUAACUUUUAAGCGGUUACGACUGAACAAACGAAUGUUCUUUCUCGAUACUUUUAACGGGGAAUUGGUCGCGAGAGAAUUCGACAGGCACUGGUUGCAACACGAACGAAGCUUCAACCUUCAUCGAUCGAUUUGACUGAUUUUUGAGAUCCAGUCACCGAAAACUUCCAUCAUUCCGUCAAAAACCGAGUGCCGACCCGCAGGGUGGCGAUCAUUUGAUAAGCGUAGCAUAGAUUAAACACGGUAUUUCCAUGCCCCCAAUGAAGACUUGAUCUCUGAGUGGCGUAUGCAUUACCCCUCCAUGCUCAAUUGGAUCUCUGUGAACCAUGUAUUUCUUGGCCGUCAGAUAAGCUUUGUUCCAUGAAGUAGACUUGGUACCACGCAAAGGCUGCCUGAUAGUACUUAUCUUUCUCGUAUAAAUAGUGGCCCAAAUAGUUACUUCAGGGUUCUAUCUGCAAUAGGCUGGUAGGCCAGUCUAUUGGUGGGUGCGUAGAUAACUGCGGCAACUGGAAGUUGGCCCUGAACGCAGAGCCCCCGUGGCUUUGCUAGCACCCCCAUAGUGAUCUUGUCUUAACCCGCUUCCUCACGACUCACCCAAUUCUCAUUGACAGCUGCCUCUUUGCUGCCUAGCGCCUACAGAGUAUCUUCUAAAAAUUUACAAAAUAGUCAAUAUGAAGGUAUCAAAUUUGGACGAACGUAUUCAUGUUUUGGACAGUGCGUCAAAUGUUAUGACUGUCAUCAAAGAUAUUGCAUUAAGUGGAUUACAAGAAGAAGCUUUUUAUGUACUUGAUAUUGGAGAUAUUGUUCGUAAACAUCAAAUAUGGAAAGAAAAAAUGCCGCGCGUCAGUCCGUAUUAUGCUGUAAAAUGUAACGAUAAUUUAAUUGUAAUUGAAGUACUGGCUGCUCUUGGUAUUGGUUUUGAUUGUGCAUCUAAAACGGAGAUUAAUAAAGUACUAAGUGUUGGAGUAGACCCGUCGAGAAUUAUUUUCGCCAAUCCAGCUAAGCCAGCAUCACAUAUUCGUCAUGCUGCUGUUGUUGGAGUAGAUGCUAUGACAGCAGAUAAUGAAAGCGAGUUACAUAAAAUUAAAAAGUUUCAUCCAGAUGCCAAGGUUGUUAUUAGAAUCCGUUGCGAUGCAGAAGUUGCUCAGUGUCAGUUAGGCAUGAAAUUUGGUUGUGAUCCUAUAUAUGAAGCCCCCAAUCUUUUGCGUCUUUCGCGUGUAUUGGGACUUAAUGUCAUCGGUAUUAGUUUUCAUGUUGGAUCUGGUUGCCAGGAUCCACCUGUCUUCUAUCGUGCUAUACACCAUUCUAAGAUAUUAUUUGACUUAGCAACAGAUCUUGGUUUCAAGCCAUAUCUAUUAGAUAUUGGAGGUGGUUAUCCUGGUAAUAAAGGUUCCAGCAUUGAUAAAAUUGCCGAUGUUGUUAAUACAGCUCUCGACGAGUACUUUAGCACUGAUGCUGUUCACGUUAUUGCUGAACCUGGUCGUUUUUAUGUUGCUUCAGCAUUUACACUCGCAACUAGCAUUCAUAGUAAGCGUUCAAUUCGUGGCGAUGAAAAUUCACCGAAUAUAAUUACGCACAAUAUGUACUAUAUUAAUGAUGGUGUUUAUGGCUCCUUCAAUUGUCUACUUUACGAUCAUCAACACGUGACUCCAUUACCUCUAAAAAAAGGUUGUGGAAAAAUGAUUCCCUCAAGCAUCUGGGGACCAACUUGUGACGGUUUGGAUCAAGUUGUGGAAAAUGUUUUGUUACACGAAAUGGAUCUUGGUGAUUGGAUCAUUUUUGAAAAUAUGGGAGCAUAUACGUUACCGGUUGCGUCCCAAUUUAACGGAUUUCCUGUACCUAAAGUUCACAUUGUCGCAGAUAAAAGCAUUUGGAUUUUGUUAAAAGAUGCUUUACCCUUGACCGAAGACCAUUUUGUUAUUGGUAAUACUCCGGCUAAUUUACGACUUGGUCUUGAUAUCGGUGGGACUGAUACCAAUGCAUGGCGCAAUCCAAACAUUCAACUGACACCGACUGAAGUCUUAGACGUUACUAAUUCGCCAUCAUCAUAUAUUUAUGAUUAUGUUGAAGUUGAUCUUUAAAUUAAUACGGAUGCAUUAUGAUAACAACAACAAACUACUUGACAUUUGUAGUGAGA